CUCUUUCAGACAGAGGGGGAGAGAAAGCUGCCAGAGUGGGUCAACACAGAGCCGUUAGAGGAAGGAAACGCGUUUUUUCCCCCUCAUUUCCUCCGAUUUUGUCUAUUUUCGACAAACGGCUCUGUAUCCCCGCGGUGAGGGCGGACUGUGAUGAUCAAACAAGGCGGGGCUGACCCCUCUGUCCCGGUCUGGACGGAGCUGAAGUACCGCAGACGCUGAGGAGGAGAGAGAGGUUCUGCUGCUGCUGCUGCUGCUGCUGCUGCUGCUGCUGUCUCUGUUGUUUCUGUUGUUUCAUGGUCUCACACAGUCAGACAUGAAUUCAGCCGAGCAGACGGUCACUUGGCUCAUCACGCUCGGAGUCUUGGAGUCUCCCAAGAAGAGCAUCUCUGACCCGGAGGCUUUUCUGCAGACGUCCCUGCAGGAUGGAGCGGUGCUGUGCCGGCUGCUGGAGCGACUCCGACCCGGGACGGUGGACAGGGUGAGUGGAGGGAGGAAACGAGGACUGUGGAGACAAAAACAGUUGUAUUAAUGAAAAAAGAUAGAGAGGUGAAAACAUGGGAACAAUUCGAUUCAUUCGAAAUCACUGCAAAAUCUAAAUUAACAAAUUGUUCUGUAUUUCAAAGAAGAAAAACAGAUUUUCUUCUUUCUUUUUUUUAUGGUUAUGACGGUUUUAGUCACAUUUUUCUUUAAGUUGUAUAAAUAUACCUCUUUUAAAGCUCCUCUGAGAGGUUUUUAGAUGAUUUUAAUUAGACUAAAUACUAGUCGUGUCUCUAUUGACCCUUUUACACGAACCAGACCAUCAGCAAGAUAAAUUUUUUCUGAAAAGUAUUUUUUAGAGUCUGAAAUUAUGACAGCUGGGUAGAAGUCAGGCAAAGUUGUCAACAACAUACUGCAAGAAACACCUUUUCAUGGCAAACAAUCUCUUCAUAUUGAUUUUUUGGCCGUAGAUUGACAUUACUUAUUUACUUACAUAAGUAAUGUCAAUCUACGGCCAAAAAAUCAAUCAAUUAAUCUUAACCAUAGACUGUAUAUAAUAUGGACAACUUGGUUCCGCCUGUAUACAGAGCCAAACAGGGAUUUGUCUUCAUUUCCUAAAACCAGCAUUGCGCAGCAGAGUUGUGUGCAUUCGGCAGGAGAGUCGCUGUGAUGAUGCUCGGCUCAAUCAGCGUAUCCCCUGAGUCAGGGCCAGUACCAGAUAAGCACAUGAAACUAUGGUAACAACCAUUUGCUUACGUUAGCACAGAUGAAAGUUAAAACAAAGACGUUUAUCAAACUGUUCAAGCACACAAACCAUCGUCAUAUGAGAAAUCCAGCGCUAUGACUCUCCACAAGUUGUCCUUCAGGUCGUUAUCUUUGUAAUAUUUGUGUCUUUUAUCCAAAUGUACUCUGUUUCCGACACGUAAACAAUCAGCAGGUCGGAUAUGUUGGAUAUACCGAUAAAUCAGACGUCGCAACAACACGCAAUCUGAUUGGUCAGAAGUGGACACACAGUCUGCGAACUUUAGAAAAAUCGACCAUGAUGCGAAAAAAUAAAUGCCGCAAUAUCACAGAAUGGUAAAACGUCGCUGAUGUGAACGCUUGUAUUGACAGGAUAUGGGUUCAAACAGUCCCAGUCGCAACCAGGGGGGGAGAAAAAUUAAUAUUCUGUGUAAUUAAUUUCUAAAGUUUGUCCACGGCUCUAUAGGGAUUGCUGAAGGAGGUGGGAUUUAUGACCUAUACUGCAGCCCGUCACUAGAGGGUGCUGUUCUCGGAGUGGCUUCACCCAGCGAGGAGGCAGACUCUGUCCAUUCCAUGAUCUUAAAUUACCUAUUUUAGGCUCCCGUUAUUUUUGUCUUCAUCUAAGAAAAAUAAGAACCUUUUAUUACAAAAUCAAUCAGAGUAGAAAAUCUACAGAGUGAGCAUGAUAACCUUACCUGACAAGUAAAUGAAACUAAAUUUAUAACGGACCUGAAUGAGUGUUUUACUUUGAAAGUUCGGACCGGAAGUGUAGCAGAUUAGCUCGCUUGAUUCCUGUGUACAGCAAGUGCACAAACACCGCUUUGGAAUAAGAGUGUUUUCACGCGGAACACCUUCAUGAACAGCUUGUUAAGAGUCCACGUCAGUAUUUUAUCCUCACUUUGGUGACUUUUUGUGUCCAGUUUUUCCAGGAGCCGAGAAACGAGAGCGAGUGUCAGAGAAACAUCAGCGAGUUUAUUAAAGGCUGCGGAGCGUUCGGUGUGGAGGUGAGUUCACUGAUCAAUAAAGCGUUUACUAACAGAGGGAAACCGAUAAAACACCUUAACCUCUACCUAUACAGGGAUAUUAGCGGAUUAAAUGAACCUCUCUCACUUAUUUACCCCUCUGUUUGGCAGUAACAUCUCUCUGAGCCGUUACUCUGCAGCAGGUGGCUCCAACUGUCCUCUCCAGACACCUGCACAGGUGUCCUAUCAGUAAAUAUGGCUGCUGCCUUCACUUAGCCUGAGAAUUUUAUCAUCAUUUUUAUCAUGGUUUUAAAUACGUGAAGUCUGUAUGUAUAAUGCUAGUUUGUGUAACAGUGAUUUAAGCUGCUUUUUGACCUAUUAACAUAAAAAUCUCAAACCGGAAGCUGGCAUAAACAAGACAUAGUGAUUCUGGCAAAACUAGUUAUUUGUUAGGUAAUGCAAUGUAGUUUCUGCAGACUGAGUAUUUUUUGCUUUGUUUGGUAUAAUAAGGCAGCAGUGGAUCCCUGAGGUAGACAGGAGAGGUGAAGGAUCAACAUGAAUGAACACAGGCAGCAGGAGCCAUCAGGCCAUUAUUGUGUGUGUGUGUUUUUCUUUUUCUUUUUACCAUUAUUGUUUUUUUUUCCCAUCCUGGGACAGUAAGCAGAGUGAUGUUGACUAGGGCCCGACCGAUAUGGAUUUUCUGAGGACGAUACCGAUUAUUAAGGGAAAAAAAUUGGAUUACCGAUUAAUCGGCGGAUUUAAAAAAAAAAAUUAUGAAGUUUUAAAAAAUAUAUAUACUGUAGAUAUACAGUAGGCUACUGCUCUUCAUGCUGACGAGAAGACCGCAGAUGGCGAACUCUAACUUAAGCUUCAUAUUACAUGGUGCUUCACCGUUAACUUGGCGUGACUGAGACCAGCACAACUUGUUGACUUAUUGUGUAUUUCACAAACUGGUUUAUUUACCGUUGAGGCGGACCACUCUCCUCCGUGCGUCCCUGAGCUGCCUGCUUCAGAUCCAUCACUCUGCUGUGCUGUGAGGUUGUUAGUGGAUGAAGAUUGUUAUGAGGUUACUGCGCCAUCUACAGGAUAAGUUGGGGAACUUUUUAAACCAAAUCUUAUUCUUCACAUUUUAUUUCUGAAAAUAUUGGCGAAAAUCGGCGAGUUUUGGCCGGUUACCAAUUAGUCUUAAACGGGCUAAAAUUGGCCCUAAUGUUGAGAUUGAACUAUGGGUGAACCUCAUGCACCAGUGCAUGUGCAGAUAGUUAUAAUACUGCAUUUCUGCAAAAGUGGUUGACCAGUAUCAAUUUUCAACUGUCUUUAUUGAUAAUCUGGUGUCUAACACUUACCAGUAACUGUUUUGAAUUUGAUAUGUUGUGAGUGCAGAAAUCAGCUAUUGAUGAUUAUUUACCAUUGAUUGAUCUGAUUAAUCAGCCCAUUUGAUAAAUCAGUCUGUCGUGGAUCUGAGCUGGCAGACACUGCAGUUUAAGGGCUUCAGUUCUGGGACUGCAUCUCCUCGUGUACUUGCAAUAUUCAGGGUUAGGGUUGGGAAAUGAGUGGUAUAUCAUCAGCUGGUGGACUUCCUUAGCCUGAGUACAUCAGUUUAGCUGAAUCUUAUCAUGGUCAUCUCAUCUAUUAAUGAUUCUGUAAUAAUGUAGAAGAAACCCACUGAAGAUCAGCUGUGAGGCACGAACUACAACAACUUUAUAAAUACUCACGUCUUUCUCGUUUUUCCAUGAAGCCUGUAAAUCAUAAAGUUAUGAUUGAAGUUAUAAAACACGACUUUCCUACAUCAUGUUUUGGGAUUCUCUAUUUCAAGCUUUAGUGAUUCAGGAUGAAAAUGUGAGCCCAGAAAAAGAACUUUUAGUAGGUGGACUUUGGUCAGGCAUGAGGAUUAAACUGAAGUCACUGCAGUCAGGGUUUUGUGGCUACUAUUUGAAGCAAACGUACGUCCCUGUGAGUCAUAAACACCCCCAAACAGGUAAAAAUAGGUCCUCAGUUUGCAGAUAUCAUUGACUCACCGGGUCUGCAGUUUUUCAGAUGUUUAGAAUCGGUAUUAAAAGGUUUUGGUGCAGGUGGGCUCUAGGCCAUUUAUGUUUGAUUUAGUCAGAACAACAUCAGGAAGCUGGGUAACUCUGAGUUCAUACAGGAAUCAGGCUAAUCCUUGAACUUGGCUGGCUCUGCUUGUACUGAGGUAUUUACUAUGAGUGGAUGUUUUCAGAGGAAACUGGAAAAAGCUUCUCAUCCAAACUUCUGUUUAACCUUUCAAACGCAUUUUACUGCUGCUUGAGGAUGCUUCUGCUGUGUUUGUGAGGACUUUAAACAUCUGAUGAAGGUUCGGUCUUCAGAUGAGAAUAAUUAGGGCCUAGUAAUUUGGCAUUUUCCUCCUUUAAAUUCAAAGAUUUGUUACAGACGAAAGCUUAUUUGUGUCUCUAUCAAUCCAGUCUGUUGGAAUCCUUUUUUUUUAUCAGAUUAGCCAGUUUUGCACGAAUAUUAUCACAUUUGUGGUUUCCAUGCUUGCUGUUGCUAUCUGUGGUUGUAAUUACACAACUCUCGCCGCCCUGAUGCUCUGUAAUCUUCCUACUCUGAUGCAGAAAUCUUUGUGGGAAGCAGUCAGAAAUCUUUGGCGCAAAGAAAUAGAAAUGCAAAGCUGGAAAUAUCUAAAUCAGUGUCUGUUUUUCUGUUAUGUGUCUGUUUGUUAUCAGAGUUUAGUGAGCAUGCCGUUGUGUGUUUGUAAAACAGUGAGUCAGAGCAGAUUUUAUUACCCGGAGCUCGGCGGAUGAGGAAAAAGGGCAAGUGAGUAGUGUGAUACAGAAUUACCUCAGACACAUACAGGCAGAGUAUUGAUUUCUACUGUGGAAAAAGCCACCGAAUCAUUACGGAAAGGGGCAGAUUAUGCAAGGCAGGAGUCCCCGAGCUGCAGACCUUUAACAAGGUUUUGCUCCAGACUUGGAAAACGAUUUUUGACGUCCUUGAAAAUCCGGACAGCAAGAAGAGGGAUGGCUUGAGAAAAGGAAAACCUUGAGUUUGUUGUGAGGAGAGGAGGAAAGGAAAGGUUAGGCUGAUGUAAUGCAACUUGCCAGGCAGCCAGUGGAUUUUCCAAUCAGGUUGAUUAGAGGCUUGUCAUCCAUGUAGCUGGAAGCUGGGGGCUGACAUCAGUGGAGUAAUUCAUCCAGACAGUCUUCAGACAGGCAGGACGAGCCAACAUGAGCAUUACAGAGUGGACGACAAGAGUGGGUAUAUGACUGAGGAUGAGAUCCGGGUCCAUAAUGAACCAAAAACACACAUUUCAUCUUCAGAAGCAUAAAUCUGACCCUAAUUCAACUUAAUUCUCUCUGUAUUUGGGCUUUAAAUCAACCCUUCCUCUUUGCUCCACCUUCAGGCCCUGCAGAGGGCGGUGGGUGUGGGGUUCACUCAGGAUUAGGGGGCUUUGGAGGUAUUUUGAUCGUGUUGGGCUAAUCACAGAGGUUGUUUUACUGUAAGCAUGCUCAGAUUAUUGUCUCACAAAGCUGCAGAGGAGAGUAUUUUCACAUCAGCCUGCAAGAUGGACAUGAAACGCUGUGCUUACUUUGUAGUUAUUAAUAUCUCUUCCUUAUUCCCUAAAAGUAGCUGCAUGACUGUUAUUUAUGAAUAUCACAUGGACUCAGUUUUUGUCACCAAAAUUCAGUCUGAUUGAAAGAUUUUUUCAAAGUGUUUCUUUCAGUUAUUUCUGAAAGUCUCUUCCUCUCUUCUAACUUUUCUUUCAGUGUUCUGAGUAAAACCUCCUUUUUUUCUCCUUUUAAGGGUUUUGUUAAAAGGCACAGAGCAGAAUGUCUUCAGAGGAGUUGGAGGACAAGAUUUAUGCAUGGCACCCGGCUACUCUGCUAAUUAGCUACUUUUAACGGCCAAUUCAUAAAGUCCAUGGCUCCCAAAAAUAGGCAGACGUUUGCAGAGACCAGCAGCAUGAUGAGGAGAAUCUCUGAUAAAGUAACAUAUUAAAGUGUCCGUGUAUGCAGUAACUUACAGUGUCUGUUCUUCUGCAGGUCUGCUGGUUUUCCACAACACUAGUGUCUGCAGCACCAGAAUUAAAAUGAAAACUAAAAGCACUAAUUAGCGAUUAUCUGAGUGUAUCUUUUGGUUAACUAGUGUUUCAUCAUUGUAGCAGAAGUGUGGCCAACAUACUCAAGGCUCUGUGUUAGUGCGAACAUUUACACCAUGGAGGGGAAAAAACACUGUCAAAGUUUUUCUUAUUCGCUGCAAGAUGCCAGAUUUCUUUUUUGCAUCUGUACUUUCCAUGAUAACAGCAGAACUGUGAUUUUCCUGCAGUUGAACGGAUUCAUAUUAUACAUGAUAAAACCAUUAUUAUUACUGUCUUUGUUACAAUUUAUUUUUUAAUCAAUAGGAGGAAAGAUCAUAACUUCAUUUUGAAAACAGGCCUUUUUCUUUUUCUAGAAACAGCGACUUUAUUCUAGAAAAAUCACAUAAGAUAAGAAUAACUUUACUGAUGCCCAAAGGAUAUUUAAAUGGCAACUUUAUUCAAGAAAAAUGGCUACUUUAUUCUAGAAACAUAACAAAUUUAUUCUAGAAACAUGACAACCUUGUUUUAAAAACAGGGCAACUUCAUUCUAGAAACAUGGUGACUUUAUUCAAGAAAAAUAGUAACUUUAUUCUAUAAACCAGGAAGACUUUAUUCUAGAAACAUGAUAAAAUUGUUUUCGUUAAACAGACUAGCUUUAUUCUAGAAACAUAACAACUAUAUUCUUCAGAAUAGGUGACUUUAUUUUAGAAACAUGGCGACUGUGUUCUAUUCUAGAGACAUUUAUUUACUCUGAAACAUAACUUCUCUCUCUUGACGUAUUCCUCUAAUCUUACAAUAUAACGACCUUAUUCUCAAAAUUCUCAAUUCUUGAAACAAGAUUUAAUUCUUGAAACUUUAUGUUUGAUACACACUGAUUUAAAUCUAGUCAAGUUUUGCCUUUAUUCCAAUAUGACCUCUUUUUUUAUAACAUAACAACUUUAUUCUCAUGACAUUAAGAAUUUAUUCUCAGAACAUAACAAUGUUGUUCUUGUUAUAUAAUGACUAAUUCCCUGUUUAGUUUAAUGGUAUGAAUGGAUUUAAACUCCUCUUAAUACUCGACUCUGCUCAGACAUCAGCUGCACCUUCUGUAAAAGUCAGAGAGGAGCUGCAGCACACACACUUACAGGACGGGUAUCAUCUGUCUGAAAUGAGCCUGAUGAGGUCAUCCUUAGAGAUAAUUAAAAUAUCUAUCACACCAAACCCUCCAUUAUCCACCAGAGCUAUCUAGAAGUUCAGUAUCCAUCACUGCUUCUCUUAGUGAGGCUUUUAAUGUCUCAGAAGGACCUGACACUCUGCAUGUUCUUCUUAGUGUCACUCCUGAUCAUGAUCAUUCAUAUCUUAUAAAAAGCAGCGUCUAAUACCUAAAUGUAUUCAGAUGUAAGGAUAAAUCUCAACUCCUGCUGCGGCGGGACAUAAAAAGGUUUUAUACUGUAUGUACGGGGCUCAGUGCCAGCAGAAGAGAUGAAAGUGUGUAUUAAGAGCGCGGCUCGUACUGCUCUGAAUGCUAACCAGCCUGUGUACAUUAAUCAGAGCGAGUGGGUUCUUAAAGGAGGGCUGCAUUAAAGAGCAGUGUGUGUUUUUAUGAUUUGAUUAGAGAGAGAUGAUCCUCCGGCUGCUGCGCUGUGUGUUUCCUCCGAGCUCGAAUUCAAAAUAAUUCAGCGCAGGAUCAGGAUGUUUGACUUCGCUCCACCUUCACGCUUCAGAAACGUAGAAGUCAGGCAGUGUGUGGUGCACACAAGAUUAAGGGGGCUUCAGAGGUAUUCUGAUUUGUGUUUGUGUGUAUGUGUGUGUGUGUGUGUGUGUGUGUGUGUGUGUGUUUGAUGGGGAGAUUAGACGUGGGAGCUCAGACUCGGAGUAAUCCUGCACCAGACUGCAGUUGGAGCAGGGAUGAAAACCCUCUGAUGAACUUUGGAUUCUUUUCUUUAUUGGCCAACAUGGUGUAAACUGAGUUCAUGCAGGUUUUAGAGGAAACGAAGAAAGAUGUUUCUCAAAUGUGAAAGUUUCGUUUCUGUUGUUUUUGUUGUUUUCUUUAGGGUCUCAGAAGUCCCUCUCCUUCUGGUCCCUGCGUGAGAAACAUUCAUGGAUAUUUGAGGAACACAGCUCUGUGGCCUCGUAGUCGCCUCUCACUAUAAAUUUCUCAUGAGUGCGUUUUCCUCUUUUCUCCUUUAUGUUUUAUUCCUGAUCUGAAAUGUUUUCGCUUUUCUCUCCUUCAGGCUUUCGAGGUCAGUGACCUCCUGCAGGGGCUGAACUUCUCAAAGGUCCUGAACUCUUUGGUCGUCCUCAACAAAGCGACUGAAGGUGAGAUGGGGUUUGUUCAGCGUAUAUUUUUAAAUUUUACUCCGAUGACGAAAUGUUGGAUGCAGUUAUUGUUAAUGUAAUCAAAAAGCAGCUGUAACAGUAAAUUAUAAGAAUCAUUUAUAUUAGGUUUUAUAUCUGCCACAUUUUGUUUCCAAAAAUCAAUCAGCUCUUCAGUCUAUAAAGAAGAGAUAUCUGAUAUUCAAUAUGGUGGACCAGUAUGGCUUCACUUCACUCUCAUGUAUGGGUCAUUCCAUGUGAAGUACUUUUGAUGUAUAAAGGAAACGUUAAAAGGGCUCAGGAUAAAUAGCCUGGAAUACUUCACAGGGAAACCAGCAACAACAUUUCAGGGUGCAUAGGUAGAAGUUCUUUGUCAACCCUAGGAUCCAGGACAUGCAGGUAUGUCCAAAUGAUUCUCCCAUGAAGCUAAGAUCAUUCAUAUUCUGGGUAUAGGUGCAAAUAGAAAUGAAAUGCGAUGGAAAACUGAGCAAAAAUAUGCUACUCUAGCCAUUUUUCAUAUAAAUAUGGGAUAACAUACAAAUGAAAAGACUCAAAAAAAGCAUUUUGCACUAUGAGGAAGUAAUAUUUUACACAAGCAGGCAAGUGGGGCUGACUCCAGAUGAGGUCAGGACUGUAUAAUGUGCCAAAUAUGGUGUUUUCCACCUAACGUACCACACAUUUUGACUGAUUACUCAAAAAGUUAUGGAAUGCCCAUCAUGAAACUUGCAGGGAUGCUAGUGGACAUGAUAGUCUUUCUUUAGUGUGUAUAUGAAGAAAAUUGAAGGACGCGCGUUUUUGGUCUUUUAUAAUUUUUAUCUGGUCCAAAUUGGAAAAACUAAUGUUAUGAACAAAAAGAUAGAGCUUGAAGAGAGCUUUAAAAUGACAUCUGAAUCAGCUCUCUAGGUGCCAUACUUCCAGAGAUAUGAACAUUUUUGUAACGCAUGUCAUGCUAAUUAGCCAAAAAUUCAUUAGCCCCUAUCUCACUAAUUAGAUGGCUUUAAACAAAAAUAUUUGAGCUCUGACAGUUUCUCCUGAAGGCCAAUCACUCCACCAAAUUUCAUCAAAAUCUGUGACAUGAGUGGAGAUUCUCGGUUGAAUUGACCCGUAUCCAUUCUGUGCAGAAUUGGGUGUUUCUGGAGACACGGUGUGUGCGCCUCACCCCUCUUCAUCCAGGAUCAAAUCAUUCGACUCUUUGAACACUCAGACUCGCUCCUCCAAACUGCUGCAGCCUCAGUACCGAAGCCUGGUGAGUUACCAUGACAACAGCAACCACGCAUCAAAGAGAUAAGACAGUACACAAACACAGGCCGAGUUCAGACGAGAAAAACUCAUAAGUCUGUUAUGAAAACGCAGAUAUGAGAUAUGAGCGGUCUUGCAAAUGUCUGUUUUUCAUCAACACAGAGAUUUAUUAUCCUCUUUUCCCGUCUCCGUCACAGGACAUGUCAGAGGGCAGUGGCUGCGGCCACAUCCUGGUCAAGGCGCGCUUUCCCUUCCAGCAGACCAAUGAGGACGAGCUCUCCUUCUCCAAGGGGGACAUCAUCAGCGUGAGCCGGCAGGAGGACGGGGGAUGGUGGGAGGGCUCGCUUAACGGCAAGUCCGGGUGGUUCCCCAGCAACUACGUGCGGGAGCUGAAGGGAGGAGGUGGGUGGAGCUUCUUAUUGAUUAGGUGACGGCUGUUUUGAAAUCUUUGGUCCACAGCAGGAUUAUUUAUCGAACAUCGAAAUGAUCAAGGGUCAAAAUUAAAGGUCACAAAUCUUUCACCGGAAAUCUGAGAUUAUUCUGACUUUGUACUUUGUCCUAAAACUUGAGUAACAAAGUUUGUGAAAGUUGGGUCUCUACAGGUGCUUGGCCGUACUUUCACCUCUCAGAGUUUAAAGAAAAUCUGUAAUUCAUAUCAUGAACACCUUUGCAUACAUGAAGCUUUGACUCCCUGUGCCUGAAAGAGCGUUACCCGUGUGGACUGUUUGAUUGUUUAGUUGUAGAGGAGGCAGGAAUGACGGGAGGAAGGAGGGAAGGAAGCUCCCCGAGUACACAAAGACGGGAAGUUCCAGAGCUGCUGUAUAGAAAACAACUUCCUGAUUGAAACAGCAGAAAACAGGACAGAGCAGGGAAGAGUAUGAGAACCGAAGGUGAAAAAGUGAGAAAACGGGUCUGCAUGGGAGCAAUAUACACACAAGAAAGAGAGAGAGAAAGAGAAUAAAGAGGGAGAGAGAGAAAUAUCAACAUUCACAGUAGACUCAUGAGUGUCAGUUUGAAGUAAAACUCAAGAUAAUCACUUUAUUUUUCAGGUUUAUACUGCUGAACUAAGCUGAAGUAUAAUUUACUGUUUACAUAAAAACUCAGACUCUCCAAAAAUAGAGGAUUGAUGGUUUACAUAAUAACCACAAGAAAACAAUCAACUUUUGGUCUAAUGCUGCUAAACAGAGUCAGAGCGAAGCCUCUGUACGAGUAACUAUUUACAGUGAAACUGAGACUCUGGAGAAAAUGAUUAGAUUUCAGUUGUAGUUAAAUUGAAAAAACAAAACAAACAAAAACUAGAAAAGCACUCGGAGAGCGCAGACCUCCGCCAAGCAGCUCAUGUCCCCCCUUAAACAAGAAAUGCCCUGACCAGGAUUCAAACCCAGGACCUUCUUGCUGUGAGGUGACAGUUCUAACCACUACACCACUGUGCUGCCUAUCUACACCACUGAGCCGCCCAUUGGUUAUCUUUCAGCAUUGAAAUUCCAACGACACCCUUAUUUUUGUGUGUUCUGGAUCACAGUAUCCAGAAUUUUGUCUGGAUCAGGAUCAACCUUUGACACCUCAUAAAACUCAUUGAGAUCCUUUUGUGUCAUUUUUUACUAAAGACUCUGGACAUUUUUAUAGAGUUAAAUGCAAAAAUUCCAACAUUUGCCCUAUCUCACAAUGAUAAAGAAUCCUUCAAAAAUUUCCUGGAUCCAGAAGGCGAUCCGGAUCAGCACCAAAAUGUAAUGGGAUCCUCCUGGGGCUGAGACGCACCUCUGGUGAAAAUUUCAGGUCAAUCCGUCUGUAACUUUCUCCGUAAAGUUGCUAACAGACAAACAAACAAACCAGUGCAUGAACAAGAUUGUUCAUCAAAUCCUGUGUUAUUGUUGAGACCAACCUUUGUAAAGAUUAUAAAAAACAGAUUUUUCUCGUAGUCUUUAUUUGUCACAAACUACAUAAGAAAAGAAACCUCCGUGUAUCUUUUAUCGCGUCCUCAUUAUACUUCCUUUGGCUUCACGUUGCUCAUUCGUUCUCCAGUCAGCCUGAUACUGUUGAAAAGCACAGAAAGCAGCUUAUUAUCUCAGUCUUCUUCAGACUUUAAAUGCAGGGCCCUCCAAGAAGUACGACAGCGAGGGUGUGUCUCUUGGGGUCGAGAUGUUAAAAAAACAGAAACCAGGGCAGGAAAAUGUCACAACGUGAGUCAUGAAAUUAAAGCAUCCAGUCAGUGGUUGUCCUACAUUUAGCUGAAAGGCCCCACAGGGAGAGUUUGUACCACAAAUGGAGAGAUUUUAUUGAAUGAGGGUGACAGCUCUGCCACCACAGGAGUCGUCAUGUUGACACUAAAGCGUCAUCAAGAUAGAAAAGAGGGUGCUUCAACAUGAAUAUGUUUUUGUUUUUAUUUUUUAUUACUGCUUUUAGAAGUGUUUAGAAGGAGAAUUUGAGUAGUAAGAUUUGAGCUUUGUUGUCUUUCUUUUUUACGCUUGUGUGUUUUUUAAUUUUUGUUCAAAUCUGGCUCCAAAAUCAACUGUGUCUCCAAAUAAACAGAAGAUUUCAGAGCUCAAAGGUCAAAUUUACACAUAAAUGUUCGUGUGACUUGGGUAUUGACUGAACCCUCCCAUCAUCGUGUCUUCAUUGAAAAAAAACAAACAUUUAAUUAUUCUGUUUGUGAACGGCCCUGAAAUUGAAAAAUGACCCCUUAGAGUCACGUGUCAGAGUUUAAAAGGUCACAUGUGAAGAGGAAGGGCAUUUCAUAACAUCAGGUCAGGUUUAUUUUUAAUUUUUGGUUUGUCUGAGAAAACGCUUCCUGUGUGAGUGAGUGAGUGAGCAACCUCCUUCCUCUUUAGUCGGUAUUUUUAAUAGAAAUAUAUCUCCUCUCUCCUCCUCAGUUAUUCUGCAAUAGAUGGAGGGAUGUGCUGUAAAUUUAUGAAAAGCUAGACUUUCAACAACAAAAAUGAUAAAACACAUAUAUGCAAACUCCACAUGGUGAAAAAAGAAAGAGCCAAAGUCGGGCUCUAAUAUUAGUAAUGUAAUGUAAGUCUAACACGAUCAAAUAAGGCUCAUAAAUAAAAGUAAAAUAAAUGUAAGCACACUUUACAGAGAGGUAAACAGACAGAGAUAUCUGAUGAAUGAAGUAUGAAGUGAACCUUUAAGUGUUUUUUAUGCCCUUUUCUAUGUUUUGCAGACAAAACAUUAGAGAAGCAAAAGUCCGGCACUCUGAAGAGUCCGCCCAAAGGUUUUGACACCACCAUCAUCAGCAAGACCUACUACAACGUGGUGAGUCUCAUGUCCUUGAGGAGCUCUGUUUUUCUGCAUGAAGGUGUGAGCUUAAGCGGUAUUUAUUCCUCGAUGGUGCAUGAGUGUUUCAUACUCGUGAAAGGAGGAGGAAAUCUGCAGGUUUAUCAUUCGGGGUUUAAACCUCAAAGUCGUCAUGUUUUAAAAUUUGAAUCCUCUCGUUUUGAAACGAUCCAGCUUAAACUGAACAGUCGUGUCCCUUCUCUGUCACGUCUGAUGCAGCUUUUAACGCCCGACUGAUCUGAGUUCAUGUGUCACAUGUGUGUGUGCGUUUGCAAACUGUCACAAUUGAUUAUUUGUCGUCCACACCACCAAUUAAUGAUUGUGCAGCUGUGUGUAUGUGCACAGCACCCCUGCAUGUGUCGUCCAUGUGAGGGAUAAAAUGUAGGUUAUCUCUUCCAUUCCAGUGGUUUCUGGGGCAGCCUUGCCGCAGGCUUGGUUUCUGCUGGUGUGUGUGUGUGUGUGUGUGUGUGUGUGUGUGUGUGUGUGUGUGUGUGUGUGUGUGUGUGUGUGUGUGUGUGUGUGUGUGUGUGUGUGUGUGUGUGUGUGCGUGCGUGUGUUUGUGUGUGUUUUUAAUAAUGCAACAAGCUGCCACAGUCUCUCCAGACUGUCCAUCUUGAGUGCAGAAACCUGAGUCUGUCUGGUACAUGGGACACAAGCACAUCAACACAAACUCUGCCUGGAGUCAGAGCUGUUCCUUCAUAGUGAAACAAAACAACAAAAGCUUUUAAUAAAGAAAAAGCUUUUGUUUCUCUCUAAUGGAGCCUCUGGAAAAGCUUUCAAGAAGAAGCUUUUGAGUAGAAGACUCAGGCUUUGAGGGCUUGCUGUGUUUGAGCUCUAAUUUUAAAAAUAAAGAUGAAUCAACCAGAGCUUUGAUGCCAAUGCCUCCAUUUCUCUCCAGCUUGUUAAUUUUUGAUGAAAACUAAAUAAAUAUUGAAGAUAAUUUGAGUGUCUUUGGUUGAAUUUGUAGUGCCUUAAGAUCAGCGGGUUGAUGACAUGUCUAUAAUGUGAAAGAUAAUGAUGUGAAACCUCGUUUUUUAGUUUCACUUUGGUGUUUCGGUGAGCCCACUCAGUUAUUCACUGGGUUCGAAUCCCGGUCAGGGCAAUCAUGUUUAAGGGGGGACAUGAGCUGCUUGGCGGAGGUCUGCGCUCUCCGAGUGCUUUUCUAGUUUGAUCAUUGCAUCUUGACAGUACUUGCACAUGUGUCCAGAUAACAGGUGUGUAAGUUGCUGACAGUGCCACAAAAGUCUUGACAGUGACGCAGGUGAUGGUAUUUACACCUGUACACGGCCCACCCUCACUGUGACGUCAGUUUGAAUCAGCAGGAAGCUCGGUGGUGUGAAAAGGUCAACAAAGAAAGGAUUUACUUUAUUGACGCAUGAAUGAAAGAGAGCGUGGGCAAUUCAUUUAUUGUAUUCUAAUAAAAUAGUGUGAGCAAAUCAAUUCUGAAUGGGCCUGUGUUCAUGUGGUUCCUCUGACAGGUCCUUCAGAACAUCCUGGAAGCAGAGAGUGAAUAUUCCAGAGAGCUGCAGAGUCUGCUGGGUUCAUACCUGCGCUCUCUACAUCCCACAGACAGGUGCGGUUAUUUUUACACUUCUGAUUUAUUAAACAGAUCAGAGAAGCAGCGGUCACACAGCAGCAUGUCUGUCGCUGAGAUAAUGUAACUGGUCUGAUUUUACACACAAACUGCACGAACCGAGAUGGUUUUCCGAUUUUAUGAACGAAUGAUACACUGAUACAAAAACACUCAGUGAGGUUUGAGUUGACUUAUGAAGUCUUGGCGUCAUGCCCAUGAAUACAUAAAUGCAUAUGAGCUUUAUUAAUAAGAGUCAGAGCCAAAGACGCAUAAUAAAUGACUCCCUGAAAUCCUCCCCCCUCCUUCCUCUCCUCCUCCUCCUCCUCCUCCUCCUCCUCCUCCUCCUCCUCCUCCUCCUCCUCCUUUCUGCAGACUCAGCAGUGUGGACAUCAGUCACAUUCAGGGAAAUCUGGAGGAAAUCUCAACGUUUCAGCAGAUGUUGGUUCAGUCGCUGGAGGAGCACACAAAGUCAGUACAACCGAAACGUCAUCAUGACACAAACCUUUUUUUGUAAAAUAUGUUAAAUAUUAUAGCCUGAAAGAUGCAGUUUACUAAUGUAUUAUUUCAGUCUUUUUAGGGAUACAGCUAAACCACAACGAUGGUUGUCAUAGGUUUGUACUUGUAGAGAAAACAUCAACAAGGAGAGCUAAAUAAACGAAUCAAUAAGAUUUUCCUGUUUUGAUAUAUGGGGGGUUAUUUUCAGUUGAAAAGAACUAAAAUCCCUUUUAUUUGUGAAUAGAUUCCUGUUUAUUAAAUAAUAAAAGGGUCUGUACAGAGAGCACUUUUCCAAAUUCAAGUUUAAAAACAAGAGCGUCAAAAAUCCUGAGAAAAAGCAAAAAUUUCAGGAAAAAAAUGUAAAAAAAAAAAAUAAUAAUAAUAAUAAUAAUUAAAUUACUUAAAAAGAGCUUUUUCUACAUCAUAUUCUUUUAGGAAACUUAAAAAAAAUAAACCAAAUUAAACAAUUAUUGAAGCUGAAAUGGAUAAAAACCACUGAGUUAGAGGUUUCGGCUUUACUAGAGUGACAGAGACACCCAGUGGCCGUCUGAAGCAAUGAUCUGAGUUCAUGUUUGAAGCUUGACUUUUAUUUAGUACAAACAGCGACUGAUCAGCCAUUGUUUGAUGAGCGAUCCACAUCUAAGUUUUUUCUUGGCCUUGAACAAAAUCUUAAUCUGGAUGUUUUUUGUUUUUUUUUCUCAAACAGAUCAGAGUUUGUGUUUUGAAGCUGAUUUUUGCCUCCUUAUGUUUGCUCCAUUUCACACACUCAAAGCUCGUCCCUUUUGUCGUUUCGUCUCCAUAUAAUGAGUCCUCUUUGUGUGUUUUCAGACUGCCAGAGAGCCAGCAGAGGAUCGGGGGGUUCUUCCUCAAUCUGAUGCCUCAGAUGAAGAUCAUCUACGUGGCUUACUGCUCCAACCACCCGUGUGCUGUGAACAUCCUCACUCAGCACAGGUACCAGCUGCUUCAUACUGUAUUAAAUCUGAAUAAUCAAAGCACCGUCUUCCUGUUUGUUGAUGUUCAUUGUUGUUGUUGUUGUGCAGUGAGGAACUCGGGGAGUACAUGGAGUCAAAGGGGGCAUCCUCUCCUGGGAUCCUGGCUCUGACCACCAGUCUGAGUAAACCCUUCACCAGACUGGAGAGAUACCCCACACUGCUCAAAGAACUGGACAGACACAUGGAGGUAAGAUGGAGAGAUUUUAUCAUUUUUGAGUUUUAGUUUUUGAUUGAUCUCUAUACUCUUUUUGUCAUGUUUACAUGUUUGUUUGUUAUUUUCUGUGUUUUAGGAGCAGCACCCGGACAGAGCUGACAUUCAUACCUGUAUUGCAGCCUUCAAAAACUUCGCAGUAAGAAGAGAACGCUCAAAAACACAAACAAAAGUUGUAUUCAAGUUAAGCAUGGCAGAUUAAUCAGUCUUGGAAAGGUUUCACAUCGAUUUUUUAGAAAUCAAUCCUGCAACUAAUAACAAUAAUAAUAAUAAUAAUAACUUUAUUUUUUAUAGCACCUUUAAAAACAGAAGUUUACAAAGUGCUUUGACAAACAGAACAUCAGCACAUGAAUAUAAAAACAAAUAAAAACAAAAGCUCAGUUAAAAACAAAGCCUCCGAAGUGAAGGCCAAUUUCAUUUUUCAUAAGAAUGGCUCCAACAGUUCCUCAACAAAGAUGUUUGUGUUCCUGAAAUGUGAGAUUUGAUGUCUCCAGACCUUUACAGACCGCUGUGUUUGUGUUUGCGUUCAGAUUCAGUGUCAGGACGUGAGGAAGAAGAAGGACCUGGAGCUGCAGAUUUUAACCGAGCCAAUCAGAAACUGGGAGGGUGAUGACAUCAAAACCCUCGGACCCGUUCUGCACAUGUCUCAGACCACCAUCCACACACAGAACUGUCAGGUACUCAGCUGAACUCUUCAACGGUUCGAUUUUUAAAGAGAGACAGAGAAGAAGUUUGUUUUGUUUUUGUUUGUUUUUCAGGAGUCGAAUGAACGCUACCUCGUCCUCUUCCCUCACACUCUGCUCGUGCUCUCUGCCAGUCUGAGGAUGAGCGGAUUCAUCUACCAGGUGUGUUUACAGUCGGAUAAAACUUCAGUGAACAGAUUUGUUUGAUUUAAGAAAAACCAAACUGUCACUGUAGAAAGUAUUCAGACUUUGUGUCUGUGGUUUUCCGCAGGGGAGGGUCCCUCUGUCAGGCAUGCUGAUCUCCAGAAUAGAAGACGGAGAAAACCUGAAGAACGCUUUUGAAAUAUCUGGUUAGUCUUUACUCAUAAUAAUAUAUAUAUUAUUAUGAGUAUUAUAUAUAUAUAACUAUAUAUAUAGUUAUUAUUAUUAUAUACUAUUAUUAUUAUAUAUAUUUCAGUGCAAUCCAAUUAAGAUCUUUUUUUUUGUAUUUAAUUUUUUUAAUUCUCUAUUAUAUAUAUUCCUUUUUCCUCCCCUCCCUCACAAAAGUAUUUUUGUUAAUUUUUUGUUGUUGUUGUUUUUGUUGUUGUCACUCUAUUUUAUUGUUAAAUUAAAAAAAAAUAAUAAUAAUAAAAAAAGAACAGUGGGCCGGGAGGACUGGACUUGAGAACCACUGGUCUCGAUGGAAGUCCUAAAAGAAAACACCAGGAUCUCUUUUAGUUUUAAUUUAGAAUCAGCCACUUGUUUCUUUGUAAAUGAGUGUCCAGAAUUUUGAGGAACUUGCUGUAUGUUGCUCUUUACAUUUACUCGCUCUGUUGUGUUAUGUCGUGUCGUGUCAUGUUGUGUUGUGUUGUCUUUCAGGUGGGCAGUGUGAGCGGAUGCAGGUUGCUUGUAACAGUCAGCAGGAUCUCCAGGACUGGCUGGAUCUUCUUACCAAACACACACACACUCCAGCUGUGCACACACACUCGCACAAGCCUCAGUCUGUCUGCCACACAGUAAGUCUGAAUAAAUCUCUGAACCUGCAUCUGUCCUCCUCCUCCUCCAUCACACUGUCUGACUCUGCGUCUCCUCCUCCUCCUCACAGCUGCCCUCCCAUCCCGUCACUCCGUCCAGACACUCAGAGUCUCGAGCAGGCAGCACAGGAAGCACCUACCACACCCUCCCUCACCCCUCCUCGUUGGGGACCACACACACCAGCAGCCCCAUGUGGGGACCUCUGGAGCCUCCUAGCACCCCGAAACCCUGGAGCCUGAGCUGCCUCCGCCCCGCACCUCCUCUCCGGCCCUCUGCUGCUCUCUGCCUGAAGGAGGUACUGAUACACCUAAACAAAAACAAAAACGUUCUCACCCUUUACUUUUCUGAGUCAGAGCUCCUUAGUGUAUUUUUGAGGUUUUGUUUCAGUUUUUGACUGUGUCUGUGUUUGAAGGAUAUGAGUAAAAGUCCUAAGAACAUGAAGAAGCUCUUACCCAAGAGGAAACCUGAGAGGAAACCUUCAGAGGAGGAUUUCACCGUCAGAAAAAGUGAGUGAACAGCAGAUGAACUUCCAAAAAAUAUGUUGCAGGAACAAAAACUUUGUGAACUAUCUCUCCUGACUUUGCACAGGCUUUCAUUGCUUUAAAUUUUUUGACUCAUUAGUGGUAAAAGCAAAGUUACAAACUCACUUCAAUAUGUGGACAUGUUAAACAGAAUGUCUGUAUCAUACGCUCAUUUUCUUGCAGCCUUCAAGUACCAGAAAUUAUCACUUUAAGAGACAAUUAUCAGAUCUGUUCAAAAUUAAGACAGAAAAACAGGAUCUGUGUUUAUGUUUUUUAUUUUUCACAAUCAUGGGUGUUAAGUGGUAAGUUUCAAGAAUAAUAAUAAAAACUGGUUUGAUGUUGUGACCUUGUUGGUAUGUCAAUAAAUGAAACAUAGUCCUUUUGUGUGUUAAAGAGUCGAGCCAUGUUGCAGGUAGUUUUUCGGAUUUCUAUUUUGAAGAACUGCAGCUCUGGGUCCAAAAACUUCGGAUAAACAAAAGCUUAACUGUCUUGUUUGUCGUGUGACUCAUAACCAGUCGCUGCGUUUGUGCUGCAGGUGUCGCUGCAAACGUUCAAAGGAACAAGGUCUCUGCAGAGUUUCCGUCUUCGGUUCUGCAGGGCUGUGUUGAACUCUGCGCCGUCUGUCUUGUUUUCUUUCCGUCUCUCUGCACAUCUUCACUCCCGUGUUUUUCGUCUCUCAGGCACGGCCGCUCUGGAGGAAGACGCUCAGAUCCUGAAAGUGAUCGAGGCGUACUGCACCAGCGCUAAAACACGACAGACUCUCAACUCCAGUGAGCGCACACCCCUCUGCAGACUCAGUCUGAAAGCUAACCCUCGGUUGUUCUCUGCUUUUGACUCUAACGAUGUUUUCUUUCUCUUCUCUCUUUUUAUGUCCUCUCUUUUAAAUAUUUUGUCUCUGUUUAACCCCUCUAACUCCAUAAAUCCUUUUUUCACACACUUUCUACUCCUGUUUCUUUGAAAUUCCUCACUUUUCUUCCCGUACAACCCAUUUCCUUUUAUUUUUGGUUGCAUUUGUAUCAAACUCCGAAAUCACAAACCCCCCCUUUUUGUGCAACAUGAUUUGUACCUUUCCCCUCAUCGCUACGACAUCCAUUUUUGUUUAUCCCAACCUUUUACGUUCACUUUACGGUCCAGCCUGGCAGGGGACUGACCUCAUGCACAACCAUGUGCUCGCUGACUCCAGCCUCACUGUCGCUGCUAAUCCUGCUAACCCCCCUUGUUCUGACCUAUCAGAAGACUCGGAUUAUGACAGUAUCUGGACCGCCACUAGUUACAGGACUGCUUCGUUUUCUCGUAAGAUAUCAGUGUUUCAAACCCCAAACGUGUUAGCAAGCAAGAUAGAAAUAGAUGUCCUAAACCUUUCAGCGUCUGUGUGAAUGUCUGUGUUUGGUGUCAGUAGUAUUUGUCUUUGUGUAGCUGUGUGUGAAGCCUCCUUUGACAGUUUAUCUGCAUAUGCAUGCGGGAAAAUAAGUGAGUAAACAGAGAGAGCAGCAACUGAGUCAUCUAAGUAUAAAAAUGCUGCCGCAGAUGAAUCAAUCCUGAUCCUGAUUUUAGAUAAACAUCAGUGAUUGAUCUUCUUUUAGGAGACCUGGACAGAUCUGUUUGCAUAAGUGUCAUUCAGUGAGCAUGUUUAAGUUUCCAUGCACGGUGUAAAGAGUUUAAAAUCUAAACUUGAUCACUGUCGGAUCAGGCUCCAGCAGGCAGAAUGUCCACAUGCUGUUUCCAGAGGAGGAGAAGAUCAUCGUGGAAGAGACGAAGAGCAACGGACAAACUGUGGUGGAGGAGAGGUGAGAGAGGAAGGAACGUAGCUGUGUUUUUAUUGAAGGUUUUCAGACCUCCUGCAGAAAAUGUAAGGAUAGAAAAGUCUGAAAAAUCUUUUAUUUUUUACUCAUGAAUGAUUUUACUCUUUGAGGGGUCGCCAUGCCCACACCCACUGAGUUAAAUAAGCCCCACCUACAUGAGUUGCUAUUUGUUUUACUGAGCAAAACUGCAUCAAACUGUCUCUCUUUGGGUCUUAAAUUUGAUUUUAAGACGUGUGGAACAGCGUCAGUAUAAGGUGUGUGUCACAGUAAAUCAGAGGUGUUGUGUUCCCGCAGGGGUCUGGUGGACACCGUGUACUGUCUGAAAGAUGAAGUUCAGGAACUCAAACAGGUGAGUCUAUAGUUUUCUGAACUUCUCACUGUCAUCAUAUUUCUGUUUUUACUGUGAGGUCCUACUUUGUCCAGCUUCAAACUGUUAGGGAUUAAUUUGGAAUUUUUUACCAACAACUUCUGGGACAGACUCUUGCUAAACUUUGCAAACAGAAAUGAGUUUCUCUGGCUGCAUUAUUUGGGUCAACUUCUUGACACUUCCCAGCUUCUGUCACAUAUUCGUUCUUUGUCUCUCCUCCAGGACAACAAGCGGAUGAAGAGGACGCUAGAAGAGGAGCAGCGAGCGAGGAAGGAGCUGGAGAGGAUCAUCAGGAGGGUCCUGAAGAACAUGAAUGACCCCACCUGGGACGAAACUAACCUUUGAGAUCAGCAUGUUUGGACAAGACUAAUUUCAAACUUUAAAAAUGGGCCAAACGACCUUUCAACUCUGGACAGAAGCUGCCAAUCAAACACUUUCAGCCAAACCAAACUGGACCAAGAGAAACACCUGCCAGCUGUCAGCUAAAGCCAUCUAACAGACCGUAAAGCUGUGACGCCAGAUCAGCUGGUAGGCACGAUGACAUCACUUCCUGCUUCAGCCUUCUAUAAUGCACUGAUAUAAAAAUAACUUUGUCUUAUUUACUUUUGUAUUUAUGUUUCAUUCCUCUGUAUGUUUAUGUAAUCUAACUGUAAAAAUCAACCAGGACAGGAUUUAUUUGACGCGGCUGAAACAUCCCUGCUCCUUUGGAAGAAGAGGAACAUGUGGGGAUUCUUCCUUCUUAAAUCACUUCAUUUGGUUAAUCAGCUGCUCAAUUUUCAAUCAUUUAACAAUUCUUCUUUAUGAUAAAUACAAUCAGUUUGAAGUCCAAGUCAGCUAACAAACUAUCAAAAGCAUUAAAACAAAACUGAAAAUAUACCAGCUCUUCUAAGUGACCUCAUGUUUACAGGAUGUCAAAUAAUCCCUGCCUAAUAUUUUGUAAAAGACCUUUUUUUCCCUCCAGUGCUUUGCUUCUACAUAUAUUCACAUGAUUAAUGGUGAUUAUUUUGCUCAUUUUCAAGAAAACAAUAGUUUCACAAUUAUAGUUGGUUCUAUUUUUGCACAUAACCGAUUAAAACACGGCUAAAACUGAAGAUAAAUCUACUUUUUGAUGAGGAUUUUUUUUAAGUAGCUGGAGGGUAGAUGCAUUGAUUAAGGUUGCAACUAAAAAAAUUCACAGUUCCAAAAAGUGAAGUAGCUGGAAAUGGCGUUCUUGUCCUUAAAGCAAAGCUGGAGAGAGAUGUUCCCAGAAAUCCAAACUUCAAACAGAAUUAUAGAUUCUUGAAAUCACUGACAUGAAAUCGUUCUCUUUUUUUUCAGUCUGAGGAAGCUAAAGUCAGUGUGGUCGAUGAAAUGUUUCACAGUAAACUUCAUAAACUCUUCUGGAGCUUUUUUCCAUCACACUUUCCUUUAUUAACAUAAUGUUUCAAGACCAAAAUCCAAACAAUGCAACGCUGUAAAGUGUUUUUUUAUCAUAUGAUUUUUACUGUUCCAGUAUGCAACUAUCUGUAAAAUGAUUUCUUAUUUUUGUAUAUAUGAUUGUGUUUUUAUUUUUAACAGCUGGUUUCAUUUGUGUCUGUUUUCUAUUUGACCCUGUUGCUCACACUGACUUAUGAUGAUUUAUACAGAAAAAGACAACAUUUCUGUCACUACUCUUAUUUAAAUCCUUUACUGAAUGAUGACACUAAUGAAACAAUUAUACAGUAUGUGAACUCUUAUUAAUGUAUUUAACAAAAGUGACUGAAGUUAUGUGUGUUAUUAGAAGAAUCAUCCCCAUCUGUCUAUUUAUUUCAGCCAUCUGUCUGUGAAUGAAACCUUAUAUCAAACAUUCCAGUCUCCUGAUUUUUUAUAACUUCAAUUUUCCUGCUAGGGAAAAAAAAAGAUCAAAUAUGUACAAACAUUUAUCAAAACUUUACAAAUGUUUGUACUUAUUUGAUGUUUUUUUUUUUUUUUCUCUACAAUUCAAAAUACUUUGAUAGGUCUGGAAAUUUUGUGAUGAUUGUAACCAUUGCUCUGGCUUAUUUACCAUGGUUUAUUCUUAUUUUACGCUUUUAACCCUCUGAUGCAUGAAUUAUGAAAGCCCUGAUCAAGAUUUUUUUCAUAAGUGUUUUUAUCAUUCUCAGGACAUAAAAGAACAUGUAAAAUU
Molecule: messenger RNA, 22848 nt
Organism: Xyrichtys novacula (pearly razorfish)
Lineage: Eukaryota; Metazoa; Chordata; Actinopteri; Labriformes; Labridae
Source: the annotation of a GenBank genome assembly